Symphalangus syndactylus (siamang) is the source of this 945-nucleotide messenger RNA. Its product is annotated as C-C motif chemokine 27-like. Gene Ontology annotation, molecular function: chemokine activity. Lineage: Eukaryota; Metazoa; Chordata; Mammalia; Primates; Hylobatidae. The record is from RefSeq and is a predicted model, not a curated record. Gene Ontology annotation, cellular component: extracellular region. Gene Ontology annotation, biological process: immune response.
GGUGAAGGCAAGUUGGUGCUGGCCCACCCUCUGCUCCCACCCCACCCACAACUCCCCUAUCAGAAUCUGUGUGUGCUAGUGUGAAUUUGCUUGUGAAUUGAUGACCGUGAAAACACAACUGGGUGGGAGGGGAACUUUGAGUAUAACCGGGGCUAUCUAAUUUUGUCUAUGGUUGUCUGAUCAUGAGUAUGACUUUGUGAGGUUGACCAAGUGAUUGAGGAGUGACUUUGAAUGUGUGGCUAUGCGUAUUUGAGUGUGAAUGUCUAUCAUUAGAUGCUGCUGUGGAUGCUUGACUGCCCUUACUCACUGUUCCAUCAGUCCCUACAUCACACACUAAUCCUUCCCCCAGCUUCACUGCCCAGAGGUUAGGAGCACACGGGAAAUGGCUAUCCUAGAUGAGGAAGGAGUCUGUGGCAACAGGCCGAGAAUUAGGGCCCAGGAGUGUCACAGGUUACACAUACAUCUCCAACUGCCUCUGACUCACCUAGUGCCCCAGGUAAAAGGCACCCAGAUAAAAGGUAGGGGAGGAGGAGACAGAAAGAAGGAAGAGUCGAGGCUGAGGAACAUGAAGGGGCCCUCAACAUUCUGCAGCCUCCUGCUGCUGUCAUUGCUCCUGAGCCCAGACCCUACAGCAGCAUUCCUACUGCCACCCAGCACUGCCUGCUGUACUCAGCUCUACCGAAAGCCACUCUCAGACAAGCUACUGAGGAAGGUCAUCCAGGUGGAACUGCAGGAGGCUGAUGGGGACUGUCACCUCCAGGCUUUCGUGCUUCACCUGGCUCAACGCAGCAUCUGCAUCCACCCCCAGAACCCCAGCCUGUCAAAGUGGUUUGAGCACCAAGAGAGAAAGCUCCACGGGACUCUGCCCAAGCUGAAUUUUGGGAUGCUAAGGAAAAUGGGCUGAAGCCCCCAAUAGCCAAAUAAUAAAGCAGCAUUGGACAAUAA